UCGUAGGUAGGGUAAUGCAAUCAAAUAUAUCAAAUGUCUAUGGUAUUUCUAAAGAGCGUUUUUUUGACAAAUACGUUUUCAUUAUAUUCUAAAUCACUAGUAUUUCUUUAUACAAUGUUCGAUAAAGACAUGUGUUGGAAAGCGUAGGAAGUUGAUAGACAUGGCUCAAAUGACAAUCAUGACACCAAUGUGUGAUACACACGAAGAUGUUGUCGCUGAAAUACUUUGUUUGAACCACAGACGGCUUAUGUGUGUCACUUGUGGUUUAAAAGAAGCAAAACUUUCAGAAUGUGAAGUUCUUGAUAUACGUCAUUUAGGCAAACAGGAUUCGCUUUUACUAAGAAGUUUGUUGCUAAAGCAAAGUGUUUCAAAGAAGGAACGUCAAAUUGAUGAACACGCGGAAAAGGCUGCGGAGAUGAAAAAAGUCUUAGAACAAAAUGUACUUGACACGUAUAACAAACUUAUUGAUCGAAUACAAGAGUUGAAAUCGAACAGUUUGGCGUUACUUGAUAAACAAGCGAAUGUUAUCCUGCAAACAAACAAAGGUAAAAAGCAACCUCUUCUAACUUUUCAAAAGGAAAUCGAUAUAUACAUUAAAAAAAUAUCUAUUGAAUCGUUGAACGAUCCCAAUGAUCUUGAACGUGAAUUAAAUGAGAUUGAAAAGAAAAUUCUGGUAACCCUUAAUAUUAAAGAGACUUUGCUAGAAAGUUCAUGCAAUCCAAAUGCUGAAUUAGAAAAUUCAAUUAUGCAGUCAGACAAAUUUCUGAGCUACGUGUCAUUAUUGGAUCAAGAGCAUUAUGAUGUAAUCCCUGAUACUCCACAGAAAGAACCUAUAUAUUCGGAUAUCCGGACGGCAAAGUAG
Messenger RNA from Ruditapes philippinarum (Manila clam), 862 nucleotides. RefSeq lists its product as uncharacterized. The record is from RefSeq and is a predicted model, not a curated record. Bases 161 to 862 code for a protein of 233 amino acids. NCBI's taxonomy places the organism in Eukaryota, Metazoa, Mollusca, Bivalvia, Venerida, Veneridae. The transcript is spliced from 2 exons.